This is a messenger RNA of Maylandia zebra (zebra mbuna), 1859 nucleotides long. It is a transcript of the gene gramd2b, whose product is annotated as GRAM domain containing 2B. NCBI's taxonomy places the organism in Eukaryota, Metazoa, Chordata, Actinopteri, Cichliformes, Cichlidae. The record is from RefSeq and is a predicted model, not a curated record. Gene Ontology annotation, cellular component: cytoplasmic microtubule.
AGGCGUAGGGAGCAGCGGAUCAGGCUGCAGUUCUCACGGCAGCAGUCAGGACGUCUAGCUGAGCGUUUGCUUGGAAAAUAUCUGCUGAGCAUAAUGACAGAACAGUGUGGGAACCAGCAGACGUCGCAGGAGGAUGCCAGGAAAUGUAGCAGAGGAGCUGCAAAGCAUGAAGAAAGGGAUUCUCAUUCAGAUACAGAAGCUGUGGCAGAGGAGCAGCAAAGAUUGAGCAGGAUGUGCAGUGAACCACUGCAGGCUGCUGAUCAGGAGCAGCCGGAGCUAACAGGGAGGAGAAAGCCAGUGUUAGUCAGGUCAAAGACCUUCGACCAUUCUCUCCUGACUCAGGUGCAGACAGACCCAGACUCCAAGAUCGAGAGGAAGAAGUCUCACUACAGCCAGCUUUCGAAGACCAACUGCCAGUACCAUAAAAUAUUUAAGGAGAUCAGCAAAGAAGAACAGCUCAGACAGAGUUACACCUGUGCUCUUCAGAAAGACAUCCUCUACCAAGGACGCAUGUUUGUCUCCGACCACUGGAUCUGCUUCCACUCCAAGGUGUUUGGAAAAGAUACCAAGGUCGCCAUCCCAGUGGUGUCCAUCAAAAACAUCAAGAAGACCAAAACUGCCAUCCUGUUGCCAAACGCUCUGGUGAUCGCCACCACAAAUGACAGGUACGUCUUUGUGUCCUUCUUGUCCAGAGACAACACCUACAAGUUUUUGAUGUCGAUCUGUCCUCAUCUGGAGGGGAAGAGUCCAUGCAGCAGCCCCAUUCCCUCCUCAGCUGAAAACAGCUUUAGAAGUCGGAGGUCACCGCUAUCGCCUCGCUUUCCUCUGAGUGAAUUCAGCGACCUGGAUGGAGCGAUGAGACACAGGAGGCAGGAGAUGGAGGAGAGCAGCAGCUCUGACUCUCAGGUUCCAGACUAUGAGAAGAUAGAAGAGUUCACCGUUCCUCCAUUCCUGGAUAUGCUGAAGCGCACAGACAGUGCAUCAUCUCCAGACCACCAGCACAAAGUGAAGAACCCACAUCUGAACCAGCAGGGUCCAGACAACAAGCAGCACUCCAAGCACCACCGAGGCUCGGAUGUGGUGAUUGACAGCAGGUGUCUGAAGCCAGUUUCUCUCAACACUCUGCUGAUGGUCUACAUGUUCCUAGUGUGCACCCUGGUCUUGUCUUCAUGUUACCUGGCGUUUAAGAUCAUCUCACUGGAGCAGAGACUGACAACGCUCGGCGCUGUGGCCGAGUUCACACACCCGGAAAACAAUUUUCUGAGUGGGUCCGCUGACGUAGGCACAAAUCUUUUAUCUGAACUGCUAACCAUCAACCUGAUGAAGCUGGAGAAGGUGCAGAAGAACCUGCAAAGACUGCUGGAGGAAGCUGCCUGAAAGUACAGAAAACCAGUAUAAGCACAGUGAAAGUCAUAUAUAUUAUUUUUGUAAAUAUAGUGUAAAUAUGUAUGUUUGUUAUUAAAAAAAAAUAACACUACUGGAAUGUAUUCUGCCCUAUGAAGCCAAAAUACAGUAACUACUGUAUAUAUUUGGUCAAAUAUACCCAACGUCUGGGUUUAUAUUUGUUACUUACAUACUUUUGUAUUAUUUCAAGACUUUUUGUGCUCCAAAUGUGUAAUUGAAAGUGAAGUCACAGCUAGCAUUAACAGCAGCAUUCUAUGUUAGUUUUUUCAGAAACUCCCUGACAUUGGUAUCAAGUUCCUGUACUAUUGUCUGUCUUUGUAGGGCAGCAACUAUAAUGAUACACACAAAAUAAAUCCUUUUAAAAGAGAGAAACAUUAAUGCUAAAAAUGGUCCCCUCUGGUGAAAUUUGAACUGUUUUGCAGGGCUGCACAUAAGUGGUCCGCAGGUGCGCAUGC